This is a messenger RNA of Dreissena polymorpha, 4120 nucleotides long. RefSeq lists its product as uncharacterized. The transcript has a single exon. The record is from RefSeq and is a predicted model, not a curated record. Lineage: Eukaryota; Metazoa; Mollusca; Bivalvia; Myida; Dreissenidae. The coding region runs from base 152 to 2227 and encodes 691 amino acids.
AUCAUCACAAUCUGUCAGACAAUUUACUUGAUUGGAUUAAUCAUACGUAUCACACGGACAUAGUGAUACAGAUAUAUAAACUAUAUUUCACGUACACAUAGUAUGGUGUAAGUUAUAGCAGUCGACUGAACUUAAUUUCGAAUACAUUGAAAUGAAAACCCACACAUCGAUUCGGCGAAGGAUGCUCAGAGUUAAGUCAACACUAUUAAAGAUUGUUGCAGCGUUGAUACUGUUGGCUUAUACGUUGUCGAGUCGAGACUUGGGGCUGAACACGCUUUAUAAAUGGACGAAGCAAGAACGUUUGAAUUAUGAAAAGCAAGGUAACUCGACUUUUCACGGAAAAGAUUUUCAACAUUUAAAACAUCUCACGGAACACAAAAACAAUAGCGAUGAUAAGCAAGAUAACUUGCCGUGUAUGAUUCGAGCCCUGGACCCUUGGGACGAGUCAUUGAAGCCUUACAUCUGGAAUCCAGCGCCGCUAACGUGCACGGAACUGCAUGACUUGUUCUAUGUUCAAGAGGGCGGAUUUGUGCGUGUCAAUAACAGCUAUGCGAUCCAAAACGACAUCGUGUGGACCAACUGGAAUUGCUUUUUACAAAACGUAAGUCGGUUACCUGGAGACCAACAUAUCAUUUUUGGUACGAGAACUUUGUUGAAUUUCUCUAUUGUUGUUAAAAGUCAUUGGUUUAGGAUCACAUGCGAAGAAAGUGCGACACAGUCAACCGAGACUAAAAAAUCUAGUAAUACACACGUGGACAGAACAGUCUAUGAUAUGAUGCAUUUUAAUCCUUAUUGGAACGACCUUGCAAAGAGACCAAGUGAGGUUGCGGAUGAGAGUGAAGACAAACCGAGCGUCAUUAUUCUGGCUAUGGACUCCCUUUCGAGGUCAAAUGCAAUGAGAAACCUGCCAAAGUCCUUGAAAUACCUGAAAGAGGAACUUAGGGCUUACGAUUUUAUUGGUUACAGAAAGGUAGGGCUAAAUUCUUUCCCUAACGCUGUGCCUCUGCUAACUGGACACCCACACACGAAAUUUCCUCAAGUUGAAUCUCGUUUUCUCGAUGACUUACCUUUCCUGUGGAACAGCUUUUCAAAAUUAAGAUUAGGAACAUUUUUUAUUGAAGACAGCAAAGAUAUUUCUAUGUUCAACUAUUUAUUACGUGGGUUUUACAAUCAACCAUGUGAUUACUAUUUUCGCCCUUUUGACCUUGCCUUGCAUUCAUUUGAGCCCGUCGUCAGAGACCCACUAGGAAAACCAACUGCGCAUUGUUAUGGGAAACGAAACUACUUUGAUUUGAUGAAAGAAUAUUUAAAGGGCUAUUUAAAAGUGUACCGUACCAAACGUAAGUUCGGAAUAUUAUUUUCAACGCACGUCAGUCACGAUUACUUCAAUAUGAACCAAAAUGUCGACGAAAUGUUUCUGGAAUUGCUCCAGUGGAUGAAAAGAGAGGUAAAUCUUGACAAUACUUUGCUGCUUUUCCUGAGUGACCAUGGCUUUCGAAUGGGCGGCCCAGCGUUGACACACAUUGGUCGAGCCGAGAAUAACAAUCCUGUACUAUUGGUGCAUGUACCCCUCAACCUUAGGGAAAACAGAAGCGUGGACAAUGUGCUCCGGGAAAACACAGAGAGACUGGUGAGCCAUUAUGACAUAUACCAGACCAUGUAUGACAUGAUCGCCUAUGGGGGAAUUCCAUCGUCCACACAAACAGAAGUCAAGAACAAGUUAGUGCGACGGAAUAUAUUUAGUUCUAUACCCGCUGAUAGAACGUGUUCCGAUGCGGGGGUCAAUCUCGAAUUUUGCACGUGUAACAAUAAAUGGAAUGUUUUCAAUGAUUCAAAAACUGCACAUAUAUUAGCGCCAUAUCUUGUCAAUUAUAUAAACCAUAAGCUUAGUCAUAAUAGAGAAAAAUGUGCUCUGCUAUCACUUCACAACAUAUCUGACGUUUUAGUUGAGUAUUCAACUUAUGACGUCAUUAACCUUCACGAACACGUACAACAAGUAUGGACAUCAGCGCAAAAUCGUAGUGGAAGAUACACCUUGGUUAUUUUUACACAGCCCGGACUUGCCUGCUUCGAAGGGCUUCUGGAUUACUCAUCCGAGUCAGGUGCGAUCAAGAUAAUAGGAGAACCAAUCCGACUCAACAUUUAUGGGAACCAAUCUCACUGCGUCAUCGAUCAACGCAUAAGCUCUUUAUGUUAUUGUAAAGACAUCGUCCAUUACAGUAAAUAGAAGUCAGUGGUAUGAUGUUUUCUCUCUAAACACCAAAUGACUUUGUCCACAUAAGAUUGAUUCCUGUUAAACAAACUGAAUAAACAACAUUGGAUACAAACAAAAGUCUGAGAAAGAAAUUAAAAACAAAACUCAACCGACAUUAAAAUCGUCGUAAACUUUAAACGAGAAAUGUCAAUAUUGUGCCUGAAAUACUCCCCGCAUCUCUUUUUAGCGGGUAAAGGCAGUUCAGGUUAAGAACUGGCGCCAUUACCAUGCAAUCGUCAAAACCAUAAAGUUUGGAUUUAGUAACUCAUAUUAUAGUCGAAUAUUGACACUCACAGUGGUAAAUACUGUGAAUUUAUGAUAGCAGGACUUAUCAUCGCUCUUAUUAACAAUGUUUUGCAUUUAUAGCAGUGUUAUCAAUUAUUAUUUAAUCAACCUGUAAAAUGAUACAGCCUGCACACAGAUACCCAACAUUUUCUCUGUCAAUGCGAACAUAUUUGACAAAACGAAAAUAAUAUGUUUGUUUUCAAUCUACAAUUACCCGAAUCUCUUUUAUGGUGAAUGGGUCGCCCCUUGCUAUGAAAUAAGCAUUGUUUUUAUUAUUUAAGCAUCCAUAGUACACCCGAUCUACUUUACAGCAAAAAAUAAAGUUAUUAAAGUCCAGUUGCAAGUGACGAUUUGUUUUAAAACCAAUUAAAGGUAGUUUUUAUAUUAACACCAAGCAUAAUUGAAAUAAAUAACAAUCCAAAAAUGCAUUAAGCUAAAUACGCAGGACAAAAGGCCUACCGCACGUUACCCAAUUGUUCCCAGUCUCUGUACAUCAAUAUGAAAUCGAUACUGUUGUUCAAGUGUUGUUUUCUAUAAUUUCAAAACACGUAAAUCCUCAGUACACACCUUUUGACACUAUGAUUAAGAUGAAAAAACAACAGAAAACAAACGCAGAUCGUUUGCAGAAAUUAAUUUAGGUUUGUAAUAAGAAAUUAUGCUAUAAAAAUAGGCCUGACUCCAGAGUAUAAUUAUAUUCCGAUAUUGCGGGGAUUGUUUUACAUAUGAAUUUAAAGUGCAGCAAGAAUUGUAUUUUUAGAAAGAUAUUUUGCGUUUAUGCUGAUAAUGGAAAUAAAGUCAAACACUGACGUUUCUUGAUAAUUGAAUUAAAAAAAAACAAAUGCAGAUGGAUAUGUUUUUGAUAGUUUUCGCUUAUGCAUCGCAUGAAAUUUAUAUGAUGAAUUUUUGCAUACUUAUUUACAUGUAAUUGUAAAUGUAUAUUUAUAUAGUUUAUUAUUAUCAUUACAAUUAUUAUUUGCCAUAUGCGUUUUGUAAAUAUAGACAUCAACCAACAAUUAAGUAUUUAAGUCCGAAUAUUAGAAGACAUACUGACCGCACAUUGCCCUUAUUCCCUGGGAGAUAAUGUUACAUUCAAAGUGUAUAAUUGAACAUAUUGAACGCUUGCUUCAGUAAACCUGAAUACUUAAAAAUAUGCGAAAGUCAACAUAAAACUGUUUAUAACGAGAGCGCCGACGGCGUUGAAGGUAUAUUGGCAAGAUACAGGGAAGUUUCUGCUGAGGUAAAUGUUUAAAGAACAGUUGAAUAAAUGAAAAUCUAAAAUGCUAUCAACAAAAAAUUGUUUUUUAUCAUAAGUUCAAAUAAAUGAAACAAGUGAUACAAUAUUGCAAACCAUAUACAAUAUCAAUCGGAAAAUCAGAAAUAUGUAUCAAGGGAGCUUGGUAUUUUUCAGAAUUGUUAGACGUUUAUUUAUGCUGUUGUUUUAAUAAACGUUAUAAUUACAUCCUUACUUUUUACAAAACUGACCGAUUUUGUCAUUCGGAAGCUUAUGUCAAACUGAUAUCUUAGUGUUUUUUUGGUACUACUCAUUAGAUUGUUACGAUCGUUUCAUUUUCAUAUAUGCAG